AUGAAUUUCAUUCACCGACUCAAUUUCAUUGACUUUCCCCAUGAAUCUUACCCUGAUUAUGAAGAUUUCUACUUUCUCCCUCUCUUCUCUCUCUUCUUCCCUUCCAUUCGCUUCCUUCUCGACAGAUUCAUUUUCGAGAAAUUGGCGAGAAGAUUGAUUUUUGGAAAGGGGAACAAAAUGUUGGAUUAUCAGACAGAUGAUAAAAGAAAGAGGAUUAAUAAAUUUAAGGAAUCGGCGUGGAAAUGUAUUUAUUAUCUCUCAGCUGAGAUUCUUGCUCUUUAUGUAACUUAUGAUGAGCCGUGGUUUACCAAUACUAGAUAUUUUUGGGUUGGGCCUGGGAAUCAGGUUUGGCCAGAUCAAAAGAUUAAGUUGAAAUUGAAGGUGGUCUAUAUGUAUACUGCUGGAUUUUAUUCAUACUCCAUUUUUGCUUUAAUAUUUUGGGAAACAAGGCGUUCUGACUUUGGGGUUUCCAUGAGUCAUCACGUGGCUACUUUCAUGCUCAUUGUGUUGUCUUACAUUUGUAGGUUUGCUCGUGUUGGAUCAGUUGUUUUAGCAAUUCAUGAUGCUAGUGAUGUGUUUCUUGAGAUAGGGAAAAUGUCCAAAUACAGUGGUGCUGAAGCAACGGCUAGCACUGCAUUUAUUCUUUUUGUUUUAUCUUGGGUCAUAUUGCGCCUCAUUUACUACCCAUUCUGGAUUCUUUGGAGUACAAGCUAUGAAGUUCUGCUCACCUUGGAUAAGGAAAAGCACCAAGUGGAUGGUCCAAUAUAUUAUUAUAUGUUCAAUACUCUUCUAUUCUGCUUGCUGGUUCUGCAUAUUUAUUGGUGGGUGUUAAUAUAUCGAAUGCUUGUUAAACAAAUCCAAGCAAGAGGAAAACUUAGUGAAGAUGUUCGAUCUGAUUCAGAAGAUGAACACGAAGAUUGA
This is a messenger RNA of Lathyrus sativus (Indian pea), 921 nucleotides long. NCBI's taxonomy places the organism in Eukaryota, Viridiplantae, Streptophyta, Magnoliopsida, Fabales, Fabaceae. The record is from the annotation of a GenBank genome assembly.